UACUUCAGAGAUUUGAGUUUAUUUUCAACGUAAAGUAUUUUCAAAGCAUGCACACUAUUCAUCCAUAAACUCCAUAAUAGUAAUGGAUAAUCCACAAGAGUCAAUGCGAUUUACAGGACAUUCAUUUGUAAUUACCCUUGGUCCCAGCAGGCUCGGUGGUGGGGAAGGAUGGAGCUUCGCUGAUAACGGUGGUCUCUUCACUGACGACAGUAGGACCCCCGGUAGCAUUGGGCGCAGGUGUCCCCACAUCAACCCCGGUGACGUUCUCCACCCCUGGAGCGGGAGACGGCGUUUCGUCGUGGUUGCCACUGACGGUGGUAGAAGUUAGCUGUGAGUCUAUAGCCGCAAACUCCCAACACAACAGAACAAAUAUCAACGCUAAAGCGCUCCAUUGGUGGGAAUUCAUGGCUUCACAAAAACAUUGUGAACCAUUUGUAUAGUAGCGUUCAAAAGAUUCCACAAAGACUCGAAUUUUGAAAUGCUUUGCAGUUUAGUUAGCUACGCAUGCUAAUUUUAGCAAGCUUCUCGUAACUAAGGAAGCGGUCAAUUCACCUUCCGGUGGAGGAACGUCAUUACCGUAAAACCUAUGAGAGUGGGUGCUCUGAACUUUUUGAAGUCAAGUAGACAUUUAUACGACAUGGCUGAUAGUUUAUUGCGUUCCUUGGACUAGGAAAUGGAUGAGUGAAUGAUACAUAGAUGUGUCUGGUACAACCAUACAAAUAAUUACAUGAUUUAUAUCAUAUACUUUCCCAACAACUAGGAAAGUAUAUGCAAGGAUGUUUACGUCAUGGGCUGUAAAUGCAAAUAUUUCUUUAUACAAUUGAUAUGUAGAGAGAAUUUCAUUGCAUUGUUUCAAAUUAUUUGUGUAUAUUCAACCAAUUAAUAUUAUCUAUUUAUCUUAUGGACUGUGUGAUUCCACAUUAGCUGCAUGGUAUUUAUUCUUAUCCAGUCACUCACACUAGAUUAUGUUUUCAGCAUGUUUAUCUUUAGCAGUCAAUGUUUUAUGCCGACUUGAACAGGUAUUUCAAAAGUUAAUUCUUCUCUGAGACGUUAACAGUACUCGAAUUUGUUGGUUCGUCCGAUCUGCUGUCCAUGUAGUUGAAGCAGAUAAAGGUUUAGUUGUUUUGAGGCCAGACAAAUGAAGCAUAUGACUAGUAUGCCUCAGUGGCCAUGAUGAGAUUAGCACCCUCCCGUUAUUUCCCCACAGAAGUGGAUGGAAUGUUCCCAUCUGGAUAACAUGUUGACAUUACUUAACGUCUCUCCCUUCGAAUCAUUUUUAAAUGACUCUUCGAUAUUUAAAAUGAAUUGAAAGUUCAAGGUCUGCAUUCAACUAUCAAUUGUCGUCAAGCUGCUUUGUACAAUAGUACCACUUCAUCCAUCUGAAGAGAGGAACUAAAUCAAUGACAGUGUAUUAUAAUCUGCCUUCACAAUGAGAACAUGUGCUGAGUGGCAGGAAUUGAUCAUGUGACCAGGGAUGUGUGUGAGAAGAAUUAUUUAAAAGGCAAAUUAUAUUAGUCUUUCAACAUACACGAUAGAUAUUUGAUAUGAGAGACUCCGUCAUGAGUUAUAACAACGUCAUCAUCAUCUUGUCACGUGCUUCCUAGCCUGCCAUAUAUCCUCUUUCCAUGCUUUCUGUUUACAAAUCCGGUCCAUCAGGUCUGCCGGGAUGUUUGCUUUGUAAACCUUUUCACCUCUUCCUAUUUUGUAAGAACCAAAAUGGCCACCGGGCAAAAUCGGUGCGUCAGUUUCCCCUCAUACAUUUUUUUUUUAUUGUUGUCAGAUUGAAAUCUUUUUGAGACACUUAGUGGACCUGGCAAGGCGCCCUCUGGGCAACUGGACUGGACAGUGUGGAAUGUGAGACACAAACAGAUGCCCAUAACCAGAUGACUUAUCCAGCUGACUGAACUCAGAGUUGAAGCUCUGAAAUAACUGACACUACAACCGCAAAGAAAGUCAGUGACCUUUACUGCUUCUAAGUCAGACUUUUAUGGCGUUUCAAAGAAUGGGAUCAAAGGUUUUGAGUGGCACAGGUAUCUAGAGUCAUCUGGUUUAUGCAACAAUAAGGAGAAACUGGUUAAGUAUUACAGAAAAGCCCCAGCAAACACUCCAGCCGGACAAUACCUUGUGUUAGCCCUCAUGUUACUCCACAAAUGUGAUGUUUUCUUUCUGGCCCUUUGUGUGAAGAACUAAGGACCUCCCUUUCCCCUCCUCAUGUUACAUAGGAGGAGAUUUUGAUGUCCGCUUCUUGGACAGAGAAAUCAGACGUGACUGGGCAAGUUACAUAAGUGCAUGCUGCGACCUGCUAGUCCCAGUUUGGUCGAUCACAAUCAGAUAAGACACCCGACUGAUUACAAACACACAUGGAGGCUGAAAGUUUUACGCAACGGGAAUAUCAUUUUCUCUGAGGAGCCUGCAGAGAGACUCAUGACCAGCUGAGCAAACAGGAAGGGAAGUUGGAGCAAGAGUAAAUCUCAGCCAAAGGUAACAGGACGGCUGCCGAGAAUUUUACAUGCUGGUUGUGGACAAGCAGGAGGAGACUUGAGUUGGACUUGAAACCAAAUUGAAGUGAAUGUUUGACAAAGGAUCAUAAGUCAACGGAAACACACAAAGGCGAGGAGCUUCAAAAAGAGAAUUUUUUCUGCAAAAAGAAGUCUGCCACGGCUCACCACGACAGCAACUUCUGCGUUAUGGAAGACCAGGUUUCCUAUGGGGAGGCUAUUGAGAAAGCCUCAGGGUCCAUCACCCGCUUCCCUUUAAUCCCCGUCAGAGGAGUUCCUCUCAUGAAUCAUAUUGCGUACAACUGGGACGCUGUGUGGGCUUUCCGUCCAGACCCCUCCGACCUCCUCAUCGCCACCUACCCAAAGGCAGGGACAACAUGGACUCAAGAGAUCGUGGACCUUCUUCUGAACAAUGGGGACGCAGAGAUCUGCAAGCGAGCCCCAACACCAAUCCGCAGCCCCUUCCUUGAGAUCAACUCCCCUCCUCCCAUACCUUCAGGACUAGAUCUGCUUAAGAAAAUGGAUCCUCCAAGAGUUAUAAAGACACAUCUUCCAUUCCAGCUGGUGCCGCUGGGGUUUUGGGAGAACAAGUGUAAGGCUAUCUAUGUUGCACGCAACGCAAAAGACAACCUGGUGAGCUACUACCACUUUGACUGCAUGAACCUGACCCAGCCAGAGCCCGGCCCAUGGGAGGGCUACGUCCAAAAGUUCAUGCGAGGAGAUUUGGGUUGGGGCUCCUGGUACGAUCACGUGAAAGGAUUUUGGGAGGAGAGAGAAAAGAAGAAUAUUCUCUACCUCUUCUAUGAAGACAUGAAGGAGAACCCUCGUCGUGAAGUGGAGCGUAUCAUGAGGUACCUGGACCUGUCGCUGUCUGAUGAGGUCAUCAAUCGUAUAGUGGAGCUUACGUCAUUUAAGAAAAUGAAAGAGAAUCCGAUGGCCAACUACAGCUGCAUACCUGAGAAUGUCUUCGAUCAGUCCAUCUCUCCCUUCAUGAGAAAAGGAGAAGUCGGGGAUUGGACCAACCAUUUCACACCGGAGCAGUCGAAGAUGUUUGACGACGACUAUGAAAAACAGAUGAGGGACUCCAACAUUCCCUUCAGAACAGCCAUUUAAAAGAACCUGUUUCCAAUUCCAAUCGCACAUAACCCAGCAGAGACUGGCUGAAGCGGUACCAAGAGAACAAAUCGUUAAAGCUUGGCUUGUUUAUUAUGUUUUUUUUUUUUAAUCGCAGUAUGAUGUAACAAGUAAAUAAAGCCCAGCUUCAUCCGUCAGUAA
Molecule: messenger RNA, 3773 nt
Organism: Synchiropus splendidus (mandarinfish)
Lineage: Eukaryota; Metazoa; Chordata; Actinopteri; Syngnathiformes; Callionymidae
Gene: sult1st6
Product: sulfotransferase family 1, cytosolic sulfotransferase 6
Exons: 7
Coding region: 2688-3611 (307 amino acids)
Biological process (GO): sulfation
Cellular component (GO): cytoplasm
Molecular function (GO): sulfotransferase activity
Source: RefSeq, a predicted model, not a curated record